AUGCCGUCCGUCCUGCUCUUCGUCUUCCUGCUCCAGCUCUUCAUCCACCUCCUCAACACCGUCGGCAAGCAGUCCGUCAACGACCUGCUAUGGCUCCUCUUCACCAAACUCCCCACUCCCCAAUCCAAAGCCGCCGCCGACCUCUCCACCCUUCGCAAUGAAGUUGUUCGCCUCAACCGUGAGAUGAAAGCCACCUCCGCCCAAGACGACUUUGCGAAGUGGGCACGACUACGGCGACAGCACGAUAAAGCGAAGGACAAGUACGACAACGAAGCCCGCAACCACCAAUCCUUCCGCACCAACUUCGACCGCGCCAUCACCGCCGCCCGCUGGCUGGGCACGCAAGGCCUGCAAUUCGGCGCCAACGCCUGGUACUCGAAGCAACCCAUGUUCUGGAUCCCGCAGGGCUGGGUGCCGUAUCAUAUCGAGUGGGUGCUGUCGUUUCCGCGGGCGCCGUUGGGGAGUAUCAGUAUUAACGUGUGGGCGAUUGCGUGCGCGAGUGUGAUUAAGAUGAUUGUGGAGGGGGUCAUGGCGCUGUGGACGCUGAGGACGGGGGUGGUGAAGGAGGGGCCGAGGAGGGGGGAGAGGGUGCAGAUGGAGGGGAUGGGAGGGGUGGGGGUGAAGAAGGAGCUGUGA
Messenger RNA from Saxophila tyrrhenica, 636 nucleotides. RefSeq names its product GET complex subunit get1 (gene GET1). Lineage: Eukaryota; Fungi; Ascomycota; Dothideomycetes; Mycosphaerellales; Extremaceae. The record is from RefSeq and is a predicted model, not a curated record. The coding region runs from base 1 to 636 and encodes 211 amino acids. Gene Ontology annotation, cellular component: GET complex. Gene Ontology annotation, molecular function: protein-membrane adaptor activity. The transcript has 3 exons. Gene Ontology annotation, biological process: tail-anchored membrane protein insertion into ER membrane.